AUGACAUUAUCUUUCGCUCAUUUUACCUACCUGUUCACAAUAUUGUUGGGAUUAACUAAUAUUGCCUUGGCAUCUGAUCCAGAAACGAUUCUAGUGACGAUAACCAAGACAAACGAUGCAAAUGGGGUUGUUACAACUACAGUUUCACCCGCGCUAGUCUCCACAUCCACUAUCGUUCAAGCUGGCACUACGACAUUGUAUACGACUUGGUGUCCAUUGACGGUAUCCACUUCAUCUGCUGCCGAAAUAAGUCCUUCAAUAUCGUACGCUACUACCCUAUCCAGAUUUAGUACUUUGACAUUAUCUACAGAAGUCUGCUCCCAUGAGGCAUGUCCUUCGUCAUCGACGUUGCCAACCACCACCUUAUCUGUGACUUCCAAGUUCACUUCAUAUAUUUGCCCUACUUGUCACACAACCGCUAUCAGCUCAUUAUCCGAAGUAGGAACUACAACCGUGGUAUCAUCCAGCGCCAUUGAACCAUCAAGUGCCUCUAUAAUCUCACCUGUCACCUCUACACUUUCGAGUACAACAUCGUCCAAUCCAACUACUACCUCCCUAAGUUCGACAUCUACAUCUCCAAGCUCUACAUCUACAUCUCCAAGCUCUACAUCUACCUCAUCAAGUUCGACAUCUACCUCAUCAAGUUCGACAUCUACCUCAUCAAGUUCGACAUCUACAUCUCCAAGUUCGACAUCCACAUCUUCAAGUUUGACAUCCACAUCUUCAAGUUCUACAUCUACAUCCCAAAGUUCUACAUCUACCUCAUCAAGUUCGACAUCUACAUCUCCAAGCUCUACAUCUACCUCAUCAAGUUCAACAUCUACAUCUCCAAGUUCUAAAUCUACUUCUGCAAGCUCCACUUCCACUUCUUCAUAUUCAACAUCUACAUCCCCAAGUUUGACUUCUUCAUCUCCAACUUUGGCUUCCACUUCUCCAAGUUCAACAUCUAUUAGCUCUACUUUUACUGAUUCAACUUCAUCCCUUGGCUCCUCUAUAGCAUCUUCAUCAACGUCUGUGUCAUUAUACAGCCCAUCCACACCUGUUUACUCCGUCCCUUCGACUUCGUCAAAUGUUGCAACUCCUUCUAUGACUUCUUCAACUGUUGAAACAACUGUUAGUUCACAAAGUUCGUCUGAAUAUAUCACCAAAUCCUCAAUUUCUACUACUAUCCCAUCAUUUUCCAUGUCUACAUAUUUCACCACUGUUAGUGGAGUCACUACAAUGUAUACGACAUGGUGUCCUUAUAGCUCUGAAUCUGAGACUAGCACAUUAACCAGUAUGCAUGAAACGGUUACAACAGACGCUACAGUCUGCACUCACGAGUCUUGCAUGCCCUCGCAGACAACAAGUUUGAUUACAUCUUCUAUAAAAAUGUCCACUAAAAACGUCGCAACUUCUGUAAGCACCUCAACGGUUGAAUCCUCAUAUGCAUGCUCCACAUGUGCUGAAACGUCACACUCGUAUUCUUCCGUGCAAACAGCUUCAUCAAGUUCUGUAACACAGCAGACCACAUCCACAAAGAGUUGGGUAAGUUCAAUGACAACUUCGGAUGAAGAUUUCAAUAAGCACGCUACCGGUAAGUAUCAUGUAACAUCUUCAGGUACCUCAACCAUUUCGACUAGUGUAAGUGAAGCCACGAGUACAUCAAGCAUUGACUCAGAAUCUCAAGAACAAUCAUCACACUUAUUAUCGACAUCGGUCCUUUCAUCCUCCUCCUUGUCUGCUACAUUAUCCUCUGACAGUACUAUUUUGCUAUUCAGUUCUGUAUCAUCACUAAGUGUCGAACAGUCACCAGUUACCACACUUCAAAUUUCUUCAACAUCAGAGAUUUUACAACCCACUUCUUCCACAGCUAUUGCUACAAUAUCUGCCUCUACAUCAUCACUUUCCGCAACAUCUAUCUCUACACCAUCUACCUCUGUGGAAUCGACUAUUGAAUCUUCAUCAUUGACUCCGACGGUAUCUUCUAUUUUCCUCUCAUCAUCAUCUGCUCCCUCUUCUCUACAAACAUCUGUUACCACUACAGAAGUUUCCACUACUUCAAUCUCCAUACAAUACCAAACUUCAUCAAUGGUAACAAUUAGCCAAUAUAUGGGCAGUGGAUCGCAAACGCGUUUGCCAUUAGGAAAGUUGGUCUUCGCCAUCAUGGCAGUUGCUUGCAAUGUAAUUUUCAGUUAA
Messenger RNA from Saccharomyces cerevisiae S288C, 2178 nucleotides. It is a transcript of the gene AGA1, whose product is annotated as Aga1p. The transcript has a single exon. Lineage: Eukaryota; Fungi; Ascomycota; Saccharomycetes; Saccharomycetales; Saccharomycetaceae. Gene Ontology annotation, cellular component: membrane. The record is from RefSeq and is marked reviewed. The coding region runs from base 1 to 2178 and encodes 725 amino acids.